AACAACAGCUCUCUGAUUCCCCAUAGCGAUUAAUCCGAGCACUGCAGUUGUCAGUAGCUACAGUACGUUUUCCCGGGUCCAUGUUGAAGUUUGUUAACCCAGACUUUCUCGCAUACUCGCUUCGUCAGGUCAUUCCAGGGCACGCGUUGCAUCCGUUUGACCCCGCUCGCAGGUAGAAGAAAACCGACUACACCCGCGCGAACUCAGUUGGAGAGGAAUGCACCAGUGGAGUGUUGGAAAAUAACAUUUCUGUUUGCCGACCUGCGUAUGAGGGCUCGGUCUGGUGGGGCUCGGCAGCUCCUCAACCCGGCCUGGAGACUCCUCGGCUCCCUCACUCCCUCUCUCCCUACCUCCCUCUGGCUCCAAAGGUGUAAGCUGACGCAUCACCGUGGGGGAUUCUGACACUCUGCACACAGCCCAGUACUAACCUCCAGCUCUAUCUCCCUCCAGCCCAGUAUCAGAAGGCAGGGGAGGGUAUGAGAAUGGUGUCUAGGCCCUGAAGCCCAGCAGCAUGUCAGAGCAAGGAGACAAAUGCACCACCCCCCGCUGGAAACAUGAGGCCAUGCAAAAUGGGUACAUCCCCAGUUACCUGGACAAGGACGAGUUAUGUGUAGUAUGUGGGGAUAAAGCAACAGGAUAUCACUAUCGCUGUAUCACCUGUGAAGGAUGUAAGGGUUUCUUCCGGCGAACGAUCCAGAAGAACCUGAACCCGACGUACGCUUGUAAGUACGAGGCAAAGUGCGUCAUCGAUAAGGUGACCAGGAACCAGUGCCAGGAAUGCCGCUUCAAGAAGUGCAUCGCUGUCGGCAUGGCAACAGACUUGGUGCUGGACGACAGCAAGCGGCUCGCCAAGCGGAAGUUGAUCGAGGAGAACCGUGAGCGGCGGCGGAAGGAUGAGCUCCAGAAGACGGUGUGGGACCGGCCUGAGCCGUCCCAGGAGGAGUGGGACCUGAUCCGCAUGGUCACCGAGGCCCACAUGUCAACUAACGCCCAGGGCAACCACUGGAAACAGAAACGCAAGUUCUUGAGUGCAGUGGGGGUGAAGGAAACCAAGCCUGAGGACAUUGGUCAAGCACCGGUCAUAAAUGCACCUGAAGGGAGCAAAGUGGACAUUGAAGCCUUCAGUCAGUUUACAAAAAUUAUCACCCCCGCCAUUACCCGAGUGGUGGACUUUGCCAAAAAGCUGCCUAUGUUCUGUGAGCUGCCUUGUGAAGACCAGAUUAUCCUAUUGAAAGGCUGCUGCAUGGAGAUCAUGUCUUUACGGGCGGCCGUUCGCUAUGACCCCGAGAGCGAGACGCUGACACUUAACGGGGAGAUGGCCGUGACCCGCGGCCAGCUGAAGAACGGAGGCCUGGGUGUAGUGUCGGAUGCCAUCUUUGAUUUGGGCGUGUCGCUGUCGUCGUUCCACCUGGACGACUCUGAGGUCGCUCUGCUACAGGCCGUCAUCCUCCUGUCCUCCGACCGUCCGGGGCUGACCAGCGUGGAGCGUAUUGAGCGCUGUCAGGAGGAGUUCCUUCUGGCCUUUGAACAUUACAUCAACUACCGCAAACACAAGGUGGCGCAAUUCUGGCCCAAGCUGCUGAUGAAGGUGACGGACCUGCGGAUGAUCGGGGCGUGCCACGCCUCCCGCUUCCUGCAUAUGAAGGUGGAGUGCCCCAACGAACUCUUUCCCCCACUCUUCCUGGAGGUUUUUGAGGAUUGACGGACAGACGGGCCCACACACCCUGCCGAGGUGUGUGUCAGAGUGUGUGUGUGCGUGGGCGCCUGGCCGGGGCUACGACAGUGGGCCUCAGAGUGGCUCUAGGCGUCUUGGGACACGUUGUUGGAACUCUCAUUAGCACUACUGAGUCACUUCAUUCCAUACCUUAGGUGUAGCCUAGCUUCUCAGCCUAGUUCUUAUGGAUGGAACCAUCCCUUAUGAUGCGGGUACAUGUGAAUAGCAUUUUCUUUUGGUUUUUCUUUUGUAAAUGUUUCACUUCUCAGUUACUUCUCUAGAAGUUUUUGUUGUGUUAAUUGUACAGUCUAAUUUCUGUCGUCGACGGUGCUCGUUCAGUCAGUCAUACAAACCAUGCAACGUGUAGUGUUUCAUUUUAGUCCAUUUUAGUACCAAAUGCUGACUCCACCAACACUGAGAAGGUCAGUGACAGACAGCAGAAGCCAGCUAACCAGCAUUAUUCCCUUCCAUUUCGCAUUCUCUUCCUACGAUACUUCUCCAGUCAAGGGAUGUGGAGUAGCUUUCAUACAGGUGUCCUUCUGAUGCUGGUGUUCUGUGAGAGCUACAGUUGAAGUCGGAAGUUUACAUACACUUAGGUUGGAGUCAUUAAAACUUGUUUUUCAACCACUCCACAAAGUUCUUGUUAACAAACUAUAGUUUUGGCAAGUCGGUUAGGACUACUACUUUGUGCAUGACACAAGUCAUUUUUCCAGCAAUUGCUUACAGACAGAUUAUUUCACUUAUAAUUCACUGUAUCACAAUUCCAGUGGGUCAGAAGUUUCCAUACACUAUAUUGACUGUGACUUUAAACAGCUUGGAAAAUUCUAGAAAAUUAUGUCAUGGCUUUAUAAGCUUCUGAUAGGCUAAUUGACAUCAUUUCAAUUGGAGGUGUACCUGUGGAUGUAUAUCAAGGCCUACCUUUAAACUCAAUGCCUCUUUGCUUGACAUCAUUAGAAAAUGAUCUGUCUCCUAGAGAUGAACAUACUUUGGUGCGAAAAGUGCAAAUCAAUCCCAGAACAACAGCAAGGACCCUGUGAAGAUGCUGGAGGAAACAGGUACAAAAGUAUCUAUAUCCACAGUAAACAAGUCCUAUAUCGACAUAACCUGAAAGGCCGCUCAGCAAGGAAGCUGAAACCGGCAUAGAAAAUUGUGGUUUGCAACUGCACAUGGGGACAAACAUCAUACUUUUUGGAGAAAUGUCCUCUGGUCUGAUGAAUCAAAAAUUGAACUGUUUGGCCGUAAUUAUCAUUGUUAUGUUUGGAGGAAAAAGGCAGAGGCUUGCAAGCCGAAGAACACCAUCCCAACCGUGAGGCUAGGGGGUGGCAGCAUCAUGUUGUGGUGGUGCUUUGCUGCAGGAGGGACUGGUGCACUUCACAAAAUGGCAUCAUGAGGGAGGAAAAUUAUGUGGAGAUAUUGAAGCAACAUCUCAAGACAUCAGUCAGGAAGUUCAAGCUUGGUCGCAAAUGGGUCUUCCAAAUGGACAAUGACCCCAAGCAUACAUCCAAAGUUUUGGCAAAAUGGCUUAAGGACAACAAAGUCAAGGUAUUGGAGUGGCCAUCACAAAGUCCUGACCUCAAUCCUUUAGAAAAUUUGUGGGCAGAACUGAAAAGGCGUGUGCGAGCAAGGAGGCCUACAAACCUGACGCAGUUACACCAGCUCUGUCAGGAGGAAUGGGACAAAAUUCACCCAACUUAUUGUGGGAAGCGUGUGGAAGGCUACCCAAAAUGUUUGACCCAAGUUAAAAAAUGGCAAUGCAAUGCUACCAAAUACUAAUUGAGAGUAUGUAAACUUCUGACCCACUGGGAAUGUGAUGAAAGAAAUAAAAGCUGAAAUAAAUCAUUCUCUCUACUAUUAUUCUGACAUUUCAGAUUCUUAAAAUAAAGUAGUGAUCCUAACUAACUUAAGACAGGGAAUUGUUACUAGGAUUAAAUGUCAGGAAUUGUGAAAAACCGAGUUUAAAUGUAUUUGGCUAAGGUGUAUGUAUAUUUACAACUUCAACUGUAUAUCUAUACCUGCUCAGUACUGCCAUCCUGCAACAUUAAAAUACACUCUGACUGUACUCACAUCCUUCACGCCAUAGAAAUAGUAGAACAGGCAUUCCCAUUCAAGUAAAUGUUCUGUAAUGGGAUGGGUGGACCUGCAGCUAUUCUUAUUCUAAUUAUAUUUCUAUGAUUCCCACCACAAGCUCCCACAUGAGUAGACCCGGUCACAUUUCUAACAAUGGAAAGGCACAACACUAUACAACUCGUCCACAGAGAAACAGCUAUCUAAAAGACGUCUUGUUUCUCCUCUUCUGUGUUAAACCUAAAUGAUCAGGACAGAUAUAAAAGCACAAUUUGACAUGAAGUCAGAAAAAAGACUGAAGCCGUUCUAUAACUAUCUAUUUUUUGAAUGAUGCUACUCACGUAGUGCCAAAAAAUAGCUAAUUCAUUCGACUGUAUUGGAUUGUUUCCCAUGAACCAGGAUACAUGUUCUAACCUGACCUGAUUGGCUAUCAGUGACUUCUUUUAGAGCAUUCUUCUAGAACAUGCUUCUGGCUCUCAUUCAAGCUGUAGAGUGUAGACUCGCAUCAUGAAACAGAACGUUAUUGAAAUAGUGUAGCUCCUGAGCUGCAGACGGACAGACCAGAUGGACAGACCAGACAGACACUGUGAGCUGUGAUGCAGGCAGAACCUCCUCCUGAUGUCUCACAAGACCCCAUGGGAACUAUUGACUCAUUGAUGUUCAUGCGUUAUAUUAUAUUCUCAACAUGAGAGUUACUGUAUGUGAUGAUGGUGAUGAUGCUCCCUCCUAGAAGGACUGGUGGGUUCUAUGAUACUUGCUUAUUGGCUGAUUCAUGCCUGUAUGAAUGACAUGUGGGUGGAGUCUGGGGGUCAAACCCUUCCUAUGUUGACCACAGAGGAGAGAAUCGCUGCCACUCGGGGUGUAACGGUACACGUAUCGAAUCGGUACAGGGAGCACGGUUCGGUCCGCAUAUAUUAAAACAAUGAAACACUAGGCCGAUAGGCAAGGCCAUAAACUGCAUUGAAUGCCUCCAGUAAAUUUGAGCUGCAAAAAAACAUUUCAGGUUUUUCCAAUAAAACAACUAGAGCCUAUGUGCACCCUGUAAUCAACAUGUAAAUCUUAACUCUCAAACAGGUAGUAUCCACUUUAUAUAAGCAAGCUAAAGUCGACGUUGUCAAUUAAUUGGCAAGUGCAUCUUGUACUGCGCUUACUACAGAUGGAUGGACCUCCAGUGCUACAGGCUAUAACUUUACCCCAGAGUUCAACAUGAGAAGUUCCCUGUUACAGACACGCUCCCUUUAUGAGAGUCACACAAGUGUGCAUCUUUUUCUCUUUGUAAGAAAACACAAAAUACAAUGUCUGAGCCAUGUUUGCAUAUUGAUUGCAUGCGCAUAUUGCACUUUAUUUUAGUGUUGUUGUUGAUGAGUUAAUCGCGUUUUCAUUUAAGAAAAUACAAAGUGUUUGUUAUUCCUGAUGGUGCUCUCAUCAGGCGUUAUAUGACUCAUGAUCAUAUAUGGAUUCAGGAAUACCAACACUUUGUAUUUUAUUAAAUAAACAAAUAUUUACUACAAAAACUGUUGGCAUUUCAUUUUCCCGCUGUACCAAAAACCGAACCGAAUCGUGAUCCCAAAACCACAAUACCAACUGAACCAUGGGUUUGGUAAACCAUUACACCCCUAGCUGCCACGUGAUUUUAAUGAAAACAAUAACAAUAAAUCAAAGAUAUAGAGAAAAAGAUACAGAGAAAAAGGUACAGAGAAAGAGCUGACAGAUUGAAAAACUCUUCAGCUAUUGCUCAUUUUUCCUCUUUAUUUUGGUUGUAUUUUUCUUGGGGGGAAAAAAUAUGAUAUUGUGGUUUGUUUGCAACUGCAAAAAAAAUGCAGCUUUGUGUAAAAAUACAUGCAUUACUAUCCAAGCUUCAAACUACUCCUCAAAGCAGCUUGUGUUUUCUCUGUAAAUGUGAUGCCUUUCAUAAAGCAAUAGACUUUGCAGUGUUUGAAUGACUAGGACCUCACAACUCACACAAACUGCACAGUUAACAAUGCACAGACAAUCAGAGAGAAACAGAUGGGAAAUUGUAAACAGGAAGUGGCGCAGGUUCCAAUUACUUGCUGGUUCACAAGUUGAACUGGGACACAGGCUAAGUCAGUGGCCCUAGAAUGAGUCGUGACAAUCAGCAUAUUUGAUGCUAUCCGUUUGAAAAAGGCAAUGGCUGCACAGAAUGGCUAAUCUUGAUCAUAGAAUGAGUAGUUAUUUGCGAUGCAAAGUGAUUUGUAGUCAUCUGUAGUCAAUCUCAAACAUGCACUCUGCCGAAUGUCACCUUAUUCCACAAGAUACUUCUUAAAGCGCCCGUGUGGUAUUAUCUCUCGUAAGAGUGGUCACUCUUAACUCUGUUACAAACCAAUAACAACAAAUGUUGCACCAAUAGAAAAGAAGCUAUUUUACAGUACUAUAGAGGAUAAAAGGAUGUAUAUUUUCAGACUGCAUAAUUUUUUACAGAUAUUGUAUGCAUAUUAUGAAAAUGUUACUGUUUUACGUAAAUAACAGGGAAAAACAAUCUUUCCCUCAAUUUCAUUUGCAAACCACAACGACAUACUGUUUUACAUUUGUUUAGAUAUAACUAUGUGAACUUCAUGAACUAUAAGAUUCAUAGAUAGAUUGCAGUGUUAGUUUCACCUUGACAAAAUAUCAGUUGGUUAAUGUAUGGAACUCUGUCAGUGGUGGCUGGUGGCAUGUUAAAUGGGCAUGUUAAAUGGGCUCAUAGAAAUGGCUGGAACAAAAUCAAUGGAAUAGUCUCAAACACAUCAAACAUCUGGUUUCAAUGUUUUUGAUACCAUUCCAUUUACUCAUUAUUCAUCAUUCAUUAUUAUGAACUGUCCUCCCCUCACCAGCCUCCUCUGAACUCUAUAUAUACUGUCAGGGGAAAAAACAAUACAUACUGCAAAAUUGGGCUGGACAAUUUGAAUAAAGACGUUAUUAAUGCAAGACCAGCUCCUUUUCUGACAGCAUCACCAACAUCAACCAAGCAAAUCCACUCACUGUUAAAAUAAUAACCCAGAAUGAUUUACUUGUGUUUUCAUGUCUUAUUGUCUAAGCAGAUAAAUACCAACAAUUUGUUGUUCAUGAUGUAGUAAACAUUUAUCAAUGCUAUCUGGAAUAUUGGACAACAAGUCUUUGGAGAGAGUGAAAUUAUAGUGUGUGAUGUAAGUGUAAUUGAAUGAGAAUGAGUCUGAAUAUGACAUGUUUUGGACAGAGUGCUUUGACUUGGGUGCCCUGGAAGAAAAGACAAGUUGCACAAAAAAAAAUAGAGAUAAUAAUUAUGAAUUUGGAUUCUCAUGAUUAUGACGAUGUUUGCACUUAAUGUGAAUUGGAUGUUGAGAAUAAAGAUGGUUUUGAGAAAAUGUCACAAA
Messenger RNA from Oncorhynchus keta (chum salmon), 7128 nucleotides. Its product is annotated as thyroid hormone receptor beta. Lineage: Eukaryota; Metazoa; Chordata; Actinopteri; Salmoniformes; Salmonidae. Gene Ontology annotation, biological process: retinoic acid receptor signaling pathway; cell differentiation; negative regulation of transcription by RNA polymerase II. Gene Ontology annotation, molecular function: zinc ion binding; RNA polymerase II cis-regulatory region sequence-specific DNA binding; nuclear receptor activity. The record is from RefSeq and is a predicted model, not a curated record. The transcript has 12 exons. Bases 512 to 1702 code for a protein of 396 amino acids.